Molecule: messenger RNA, 535 nt
Organism: Rubroshorea leprosula
Lineage: Eukaryota; Viridiplantae; Streptophyta; Magnoliopsida; Malvales; Dipterocarpaceae
Source: the annotation of a GenBank genome assembly
AUUUUUUGUUGAAAUUUAAAUCAAAGCUGUAGUUUCUGUAACAACUGACAAGGAAAGAGGGAAAACACCAGUAAACCCUCUAGAAGUAGAGACAUUGGGGACACUAAUAGAAAAUAUUCUUUGAGUUGCUUCUACUCAAGAAAUAUCACCUGGAAAUGAAACGGUACAAGUUUAUGAAUACAGCAGGAUCAUAGCAAGAGCAAACUUAUUGUCUGAGUUUGAAGAUUAUUUGCAAAGAAGUACAAGGGAGAAUGUGAUGAAAUGAAUAACAUAGGAUGGUAGACGAAUGGAAAUUGGGGAGUCAAGCAAUUCUGCCACAAGAAUUUCUCAAAAAAUAGUAAGGACAAUUGAAGAAAGCCAAGAAAAUACUGUCACUCCAGCCCAAAGACAAGAAAUAAGGAGGACAGGAAUUAGAAGACAAAAUGGUGCAAAUCCCUUUGAUGUUCCACAGAGAUCAACAAGAAAAAGACAAAGAGAACCUACCAACAAUAGUAAAUAAUUAUAUUAAACUUUUAAAUGAAGAAUCUUUCCAUAU